This is a messenger RNA of Mesocricetus auratus (golden hamster), 1985 nucleotides long. It is a transcript of the gene Gypc, whose product is annotated as glycophorin C (Gerbich blood group). The record is from RefSeq and is a predicted model, not a curated record. The transcript has 3 exons. Bases 78 to 371 code for a protein of 97 amino acids. Gene Ontology annotation, cellular component: cortical cytoskeleton; membrane. NCBI's taxonomy places the organism in Eukaryota, Metazoa, Chordata, Mammalia, Rodentia, Cricetidae.
GGUGGCUGUGAGUGGAACUUGGAACCUGGGCCCGUGGUGAACCGUCAGUAACCUUGGGCAAGUUGCAGGGCCUCUCUAUGCAAGCCGGGCAGUACCACGGGAGCCUAACACGUAGAGAGCACGAUCCUGACCCAGGGAUGUCCUACGGCAUAAUGGAGAUUGCCAUCAUUGCAGCUGUGAUCACUGCGGUGGCCUUGGUCCUGGUCUGCCUCCUCUUUCUCAUGCUCCGGUACCUGUACAGGCACAAGGGCACCUACCACACCAAUGAGGCCAAAGGCACGGAGUUUGCCGAGAGUGCUGACGCAGCCCUGCAAAGUGACCCCGCCCUCCAGGACACCGGGGACAACAGCAAGAAGGAAUACUUCAUCUGAGGGGUGGCAGACUUCACCUCCCUACAAGAUGUGUCUGGCUGCGGGAGAGAAAGCACACCCACCAUGCGCCACCAUUAUCAGCACCAGGAAGCCCUCGAGGGCACCCCAAGACUCUUUCUGCAGAACACUGGGGACCCACCAGGAAACCGAUCCAGAUGGGAGGAAUCGAGGUGUAGAGCACCUCUUCCGGGGACUCGGUGGCCACCCAGAGGCUGGCGUUGGCUCUACAAGGGGCGGAGAACAUCUGGAUACACAGGACUCCCUGUAAGGCGCAGGCCUCAUCUCACUAGCGUGAACACUCUCCUCACUGUGCGUGGGGUGGUGGGGCCUGGAAGCGGGGAUGUAUCCAAGAGUGGCACCCGUAAGCUGAUUGGCGAUACUGGCACCGGAUGUCCGUCCUUGACAUCUGGGGAGGGCAGCAGGUGCCAGAGAUAAAAGGCACCUCCCUCUCCCGCCAAUCCAGAGUGACAACAAAUACAUUUGAAGUUUAACUGGGCAUUCUUUACCAAAUGGCGCUUACUCUGAGUGUCUAGGAAACAGUGAACGCCACCCACUGCUGACCUUUCUCACGUGUAACAUUGCGUCUGCGUGCGUGGGGCAGGAAAUUGGCCAGUUCCAGCAGGAAGACAGCAGCAAGAAUGACCUUUCCCCUCACUGGUCCAGGUUUAUAAAACGGAUGGAAGGAUGAAGCACAGCCAUCGGGCCCCUGGCUGAAGCCCUGAUUUCUCGAUAAAUAGUAUUAGAAAAGGAGAGUUGUGCUCAACAGCCCUGAGUGAACCCCAUCCGCCCUGGGUUUGGGUGCUAGCUCCUCUGGACAGCUCUUAGGACCUCAAGCCAUGCAGUUGACAUCUCUGGCCUUAAUGUUGGUGUUUUUGACAUUUUUUCAAGUGGGAAUGAUGCUAAUUGUGUUAGUCCUGGUUCCCAACCGCCAGGAUUGUGGGAAGUAACAGAAGUAUCAGACACUAGGCCAUCGCUGUAUUCUAGUGUCACUAACACACUGCCUUCAGGGCUUGCCUGUGUUGGCUAGUGAGAAUUCAUCAUUGAGCCACCUCGAUGCAUUCUGAGAAACCACCGAUUUGAAAUGAGUAACAGGGAGAAAAUGAGCCAAUUGACCAAACCCUUCCAGGUGACACGGCCAGCGGUUCCCCAGUUACUCUGAGGCCAGUAUUGCUGAGUGUGAAGACUGCCCCCUGCUGUGCCCGUAUCAUGCUCCCCUGCAAGCUAAUGCGGGUAUAAGCGCAGUCUAGUAUGGCCACCAGCCAAAGGAGCUGGACGUCCUGGGAUUGUUGUGGGGGAAAGAAGCAGGGAUUUAAUUUUAACAAGAGAGUGGUCAAGGGACAGAUGACCCCCAGAUUGGUGAAUGUCUGUGUUCUCAUCUAGGAAAAGGCUGGCUACAGUUGUCACCCAUUAAUUUAGAGAGACCUGGUCUAAAACCCCAGUGGACGCUUGAAACCAAAGGCAGUAUUAAACCCCUUGUAUUUGGCUUUUCUGCACACACUUACGUUAAGAUUUAAUUUAUAAAUUAGGCACAGCAAGAAAUUAACUGCAGUAGCUCACAGUAAAAUGGCACCAUUUUAACCAUAAGCUGUAAUAAAAGAUUUUUGAAACCAUUAA